CUUCACGGGACACCCAACAAACGGCGAAGAAAAACUCCGAAGUGUAGCAACACAGGACUGAAAGAUGACUCGAGAGUUUUGAGCGAGGGGACGGAGGGAAGAACUUUUCUUUAUGCUAGCGACGCGGAUGGAAAUCAUUUGGGAUUACAGCUUCCUCUCCUCCUCUACCGUGGUACCCUGAACUCAGACUACAAAGGGACGUGAGUUUUGGGCACUCAGUAAUAAUGGAUACAUUCUUUAUAGAGGGGGCCCGUGUGUGGCUGAGGCACAAAGAGCAGCUCCUCCCCUCCACCGUCAGCUCUUGUGAUGAUGCUUCUUUGGUCCUCACCACCGACUAUGGGAAGGUGAUCCAUCUCCAGAAGGCCGAGCUGAACGGGGAGACGGUGUACCCGAUGCACCCGAGCAGCGUCCAUGGAGUGGAGGACAUGUCCACACUGGCAGAGCUGCAUGAAGCUGCCAUCAUGCACAACCUCUUACUGCGCUACAAGAGAGACAACAUCUAUACCAACAUAGGUUCAAUCCUGGCAGCAGUAAAUCCCUAUAAGCAGAUAUCGGGCCUGUAUGACAGCACUGCAGUCGAUCAGUACAGCAAACACCAGAUGGGGGAGCUGCCGCCUCACAUCUUCGCUGUGGCCAAUGAGUGUUACCGCUGCCUGUGGAAGAGACACGACAGCCAGUGUGUUCUCAUUAGUGGGGAGAGUGGUGCCGGGAAGACGGAGAGCACCAAGCUGCUGCUGAAGUUUCUCUCAGUGAUGAGUCAAAACUCAGCAGGCACUCCUCUGUCGGAGUGGACCACCAGGGUGGAGCAGGCUCUCGUCCAGAGCAGUCCCAUCAUGGAAGCCUUUGGAAAUGCUAAGACAGUGUACAAUAAUAACUCCAGUCGGUUUGGGAAGUUCAUCCAGCUUCACUUUUCCCAAAACGGAAACAUUCAGGGAGGCUGCAUCAUUGACUAUUUGCUGGAAAAGAACCGUGUGGUUCGACAGAAUCCUGGAGAGAGAAACUACCACAUCUUCUACGCUCUGUUAGCAGGGGCGGACACAGACCACAGAGACAUGUACCUCCUGUCCGAGGGUCCUGAGUCAUACCACUACCUGUGUCAGUCAGGCUGCAUGAAGGACAGCAGUCUGGAUGACAAGCAGCUCUUCAACAGUGUGAUGGAAGCCCUGAAAGUGAUGGAGUUCACGGAGGAGGAGAUCAGAGACGUGUUUAAGUUGCUGUCUGCAGUGCUCCAGAUGGGCAACAUCGAGUUCAUGACGGCUGGUGGAGCUCAGAUCACCUCCAAAGGGGUUGUCAGUAAUGUCAGCGAGCUGCUCGGCCUGGACUGCUUCCAGCUGUCCGAGGUGUUGACCCAGCGAUCCAUGAUCCUCAGAGGGGAAGAGAUCUGCUCCCCUCUCACCGUGGAGCAGGCGGUGGACUCGCGAGACUCGGUUGCCAUGGCGCUUUAUUCUCAGUGUUUCUCCUGGAUCAUAAUGAGGAUCAACCAGAAGAUCAAAGGCAAAGACAACUUCAAAUCCAUCGGCAUCCUGGACAUCUUCGGCUUUGAGAACUUUGAGGUGAACCGGUUUGAACAGUUUAACAUCAACUAUGCCAACGAGAAACUCCAGGAGUAUUUCAACAAGCACAUCUUCUCUCUGGAGCAGCUGGAGUACAACAGAGAGGGGAUCCAGUGGGAGGCCAUAGACUGGAUGGAUAACGCAGAGUGUCUGGAUCUCAUAGAAAAGAAACUGGGCAUGUUGGCUCUUAUCAAUGAGGAGAGUCGCUUCCCCAAAGGCACGGACUACACCCUCCUGGAGAAACUGCACAGCCGGCACGCAACAAACCCGUACUAUGUUAAACCCCGAGUGACCGACCACCAGUUUGGCAUCAAGCACUACGCUGGAGAGGUACUUUAUGAUGUGCGUGGGAUCCUUCAGAAGAACAGAGACACCUUCAGAGAUGACAUCUUGUUUAUUCUUAAAGACAGCAGGCUUGACUUCAUCUACGACCUUUUCGAGCGUGUCGGCAGCAGAAAUGGAGAUGAGACCAUGAAGAUGGGCACGGCCCGACGCAAGCCCACUGUCAGCUCUCAAUUCAGG
Molecule: messenger RNA, 2075 nt
Organism: Notothenia coriiceps (black rockcod)
Lineage: Eukaryota; Metazoa; Chordata; Actinopteri; Perciformes; Nototheniidae
Product: unconventional myosin-X-like
Exons: 18
Biological process (GO): axon extension
Cellular component (GO): myosin complex; axonal growth cone
Molecular function (GO): ATP binding; cytoskeletal motor activity
Source: RefSeq, a predicted model, not a curated record